UUCUUUCAAAUUGACAUGAAAAAAAAAGCUGCAUUGUCGAUGUUGAAGCAUCUCAGCAACACUGAUUUGGGAGAAAUAUUGAACGAUGAUGGAAGAUUCGAGGAAGUUGUCAAUGACAUAAAACAGAAAAUAGCUGAGAAAUUCUUAUCGGGAGAUGCAGAAGUCGAUGAAUUCCUGGAUCAAUUCUUGACCCGAAGAAAGAUAAUGCAUUUACGAAAGGUGAAGGUAGACAAAAUGCGAGAGCUCAAGAGGAAACCGAAAUCGUCAACAGAGGGUUAUCCAGCAGUGAACACCUUUCGCCGC
Molecule: messenger RNA, 303 nt
Organism: Fopius arisanus
Lineage: Eukaryota; Metazoa; Arthropoda; Insecta; Hymenoptera; Braconidae
Product: vacuolar protein sorting-associated protein 37C-like
Exons: 3
Biological process (GO): ubiquitin-dependent protein catabolic process via the multivesicular body sorting pathway; protein targeting to membrane; protein targeting to vacuole
Cellular component (GO): ESCRT I complex
Source: RefSeq, a predicted model, not a curated record